AAGAGAAAAUUGGAGUGGAUUCGCCCAGGGCGCCAAAUAGGCUAGGACUGCCACUGUACACAGGUCUCCACCUGUGCAGUAGUGCGGAAAGAAUGCGGACGUCAGAGACAGGCCGUGCCCGUGCCUCAGCCCCAUUUAGUCCAAACUGUAUGAAGACAUACAGUUUGUGGUCAAACGAGCUUUUAUUCUGAAGGUCCAGAAUUCGCAGUUCUUUCCAAGUCUAAUGUUUGUGUUGGGAAUGCAGGGAUGAAAACUGGAGUUCGUCCACGGGUCAGUGUUUGCGUGUGAGUCCAGAGCGGCUCAGCCUUUUUAUGGAGGACGAAGAUGUUGCUGACUUUGUUGCUCCUCGUACUCGUUUCAUCUCAUGCAUCAGGAGUGGAGGUAUUUGUGGGGGAGGAGUCUGUCCUGCUGCCCUGUCAGGUACCAGCUAAUGUUUCCAGAAGCUCCACAGCAGUGGUCUGGGACCGUGAUGAGUUCAAGAUCCCAACAGUCCACAUGCGUCUGCAGACCGGAGAUGAUCUGAAAAAUCAAAACCAGCGUUACUUCCGUCGAACGAUAAUGAGUGACAAAGCCCUGCAGACUGGAGACCUCAGCCUCACUCUUAGGAAUCCCACAGUCUCCGACAGUGGAAACUACACCUGUAUCGUCCGCAAAUAUGGACAAGAUGAGAAGCGCACUGAAGUAGAACUGACAGUAAAAGAACCUCCACCAGGAGAUUUAAAGCUAUCACGACACCUAAAAGCUCUUUUAGGUGUCGUGAUAGGUUUGAUUCUCCUUAGUGCUGCUGUCUUUGGUUUCUACAAGUACCACAGAUAUAAGAGGAAGAAGAGGGGUGAAGCUCUCCAGGUGGAUAUGGUGGAAGUGACAGAAUGGGAGAACUCUGUCUGGCUGCCCUUUAAAACCACUGUUUGCUUGCCUGAUGAUGUCACAGUGGAGUGGAAACACAAAGACAGGACGAUAUUCAUGUAUCCGAGCAGCCAAAACCAGCCUCUCUUACAGGACCAGGAUUACAGAGGUCGCACUGAGAUGAAUGAAGAGCCUCUGAGAACUGGAGACUUCAGUCUGAAACUGAAUAACCUCCAACUUACUGAUCACGGUGUCUACAUCUGCACCGUCUAUAACAAGAGUAAAAAACUCCUGAGGCAGAAAGUAGUGACGCUUAGUGUUAGAGAUAGACAGGUGGAGAUGGUGGAGGUAGCAGAUUGGGAGAAGAACGUGAAGCUUUCCUUUACAAUCACAGAUGACCUUCCUCAGGAUGCCACAGUGGAGUGGAGACGCUCUGACUCCAAACAGAUGAUGGUCUACAUGUAUCCGAGCGACCAAAACCAGAGAGACGAUCAAGACCAGUUUUACAGAGGUCGCACAGAGAUGAACAUGGAGCCACUGCGAACUAAAGAUCUCAGUCUGACCCUGAAAGACCUCCAGCUUGCUGACAGGGAGUCUACACCUGUACCGUCUACAACAAGGACAGAAAAAUCUUGCUUCAGAAAUCAGUUUCACUCAGUGUCAGGGUCGCUCAGCUGCAGGUGGUGGUGCUAACAGAGGGUGUAGAGUUCGUUCGGCUGCCCUUUAAAACUACCGAUGAUCUUCAUGAGCACAUCAAAGUUAAGUGGAGACAUCAAAACAUGAAGGUCCACGAAUAUCAGAGUGACCAGAACCAGCCUUCCAUGCCAG
Messenger RNA from Oreochromis aureus, 1674 nucleotides. RefSeq names its product matrix remodeling-associated protein 8-like. NCBI's taxonomy places the organism in Eukaryota, Metazoa, Chordata, Actinopteri, Cichliformes, Cichlidae. The transcript is spliced from 6 exons. Gene Ontology annotation, biological process: cellular response to lipopolysaccharide; immune response; cell surface receptor signaling pathway. The record is from RefSeq and is a predicted model, not a curated record. The coding region runs from base 325 to 1539 and encodes 404 amino acids. Gene Ontology annotation, cellular component: external side of plasma membrane.